AACCACACCGCGCGGCUCCACCGCAGAAGCCGCCAUCUUCCACCGCCGAACCGAAACGAGACCGCGCGAGUUAAACACCCUAUCCUACUUCCUCUGAGUAGAAGCUGUCCUACCACCCGCCGAAGCAACGGCCAGGUGAAGAAUCAUCGUCGCCGCGACGACGGCUAACUGCGACGGCGAAGGACAUCCGGGACACGCUGCGAUUCUCGCGGCGGAAAAAUUUCGGAUCGGUGUUGAUGUGCGCGAAUGAGAAUGCAACGCGGAUCGUGAUCGUUCGCCUUGAUCGUUGCAACCUCAAGUCUCUUCGACAGUGUUUAAGAAUCUCUUAAUCAUCAUUCGCCUCUCAGUUGAAAUGUUUUCGUGAUUGAUCAAGAUUUCGAUCGGCGAGGGAGAUACACGUGUCAGAUGCUGUGCGCGGUCCUCGCCAAAGUUCGGCGAUACUUCGCGCAGUGAGCGCCGCGUACGGAAAACAUACGGUUUAUUUGAAAAAAAAAACUUUCUCCGACGUAUAAUUUUUAGUGAAAAUACGUACUAAUGAAAGACAGAAAGUGCGCGAACAUGAUGACAUCGAUCAUGAGGACCGCCGGUGCGAGAUAGUAUUUCAAAUCCGCGCGAUUAAAAAGGUACUUCUCCACAAAUUUGUUUCAAUAAAGUUAACUGCUGGUUAACGAGCAGAUGUAAAGUAACCGCGAGUGAUCCUUCGUCAUCGAUAAGACGGCGGGCGGAAGACACGAUAGAAACGGGAAUACUCAGAAACAAGGGUCGUCGAGAUUGCCGACGAUUCCAAUAAAACGAAUUUUCUCCGCGAGUUGGCAAUCGAGACGAAGAAGAAUUUACAAACGGAUGCCUCCGUCCCGCGGCAGGAUAAUGAAAUAAGGAUCAAAGAAGUCUAGGGCCCCGCGCGAGGGCCGAGAAAGCCGUCGAAGAGUCGCGCGUGCCACUCCAUUCUAAAGGAAACAAAUCCAAUUGUCGUUGAAAGGAGAUACCGGCGUGCAUUCGUAAUGCGCUCCUCGUCAUCAGUGAGAUCAAUCUGUACUUGUAUUCUUAAAUCAACGUCAAAUAAACCAGAUGCAUCGAUCAUUCGUGCACGCCGAAUAUAAUCAUUAAUCUGAAUGAGAAAAACUUCGGUUCGCGAAAUAAGAGACUGCAAUUAUUUAAUAAAAUAAAAGAUAUUUUCUAAAGCUCAGACGUAUCAUCAAAGGACCAAGUAUCAUAUCGGAAUUGAUCAGAAGGAUCGAUCUUCUCGCGAGUCACGUGUACAAUUUGCUUCGUCUCGAAUUCGGAAGAGAUAAGACGCAAACAAUUGAGCAACCGAGCUCCUCCGGCAAGCUUGCAGGGAAAGGCGAUAUCUCGAUCAAGGAAGAAUCUAAUGAUAUCGUUCUCAUGACGAAUCCUUCGCGAGAUGUUCGACCAGAGGAUCGGCCUCCCGGUCUAGACUAUCCUGAUCCUAGGUCAGUGCGUGGCGGUCAUCAAGCGCAUCAAGCAAACACGGUGGGUCAGAUCGGCGGGCCUAGAAUACGGAGGACCCGAGCGUCCUCGAGGAGAAGAAUGCAUUUGGCCAACGAGGUUCCUCCUCAAGGUUCGGCCGGCGGAAAUCAUCUUUCCGAUUAUGCUCUCACCGCCGAUCUGCUCGCCGAGAGAACACUCGAUGGACUUCUCGCCGAGCAUCCUGGAGAACUUGUUCGUACAGGUUCCCCACAUGUGGUCUGCACGGUAUUGCCGUCACAUUGGCGGUCGAACAAGACCCUUCCGGUAGCCUUUAAAGUAGUAGCCCUCGGCGAUGUCGGGGACGGUACCCUUGUAACUGUUCGGGCCGGAAACGACGAGAAUUGUUGCGCGGAAUUGCGGAACUCUACCGCCCUAAUGAAAAAUCAAGUCGCCAAGUUCAACGAUCUCAGAUUCGUCGGUAGAAGUGGCAGAGGGAAGAGCUUCACCCUGACGAUCAUGCUGCAAACAUCGCCGCCGCAGGUGGCCACCUUGUCGAAGGCAAUCAAGGUGACCGUGGACGGUCCCAGAGAGCCACGUUCCAAAACACGGCACCAGGCCUUUCAUCCCUUUCACUUCGGGCCUCGUCCGUUUCCCUUCGGACACCCGCAGGACCCGUUGGGAUUCAAGCUGUCGGGAUUGCAACACCUGGGUCUGGAGCAAGGAGCGGGCCAGGGAUGGGGCGGGUUACCCCGAGGAUCUCUACCGCCGCACUGUCUUCCACCGCCCCCCGGCCACCACCCGCACACACAUCCACAGCCAGUUGGUGCAUCGGCCUUCAACCCCUUCCACCAUGCCAUCGAACAGAGAUCCCCGAGGCUGCCUGGACCUAACGCCGAAUCCGCGAGGAGUGACUUGGGUCCUAUCAGCGUGUCGGUGCGAGAAGUAACGCCGACAACGUCACCCGGAAAUCCCGGACCGGGCUUGCUGACGACGGCUUCCGUAACGGCGCCGACGCCUCCCGCCGAAUCGACCACUACUACCACGACGCCCAGCCCGUCUGGACAUCAUUCACAUUUUCAAGGUCUUCAUCUACUGGGUGCGACGGGAUCCAUCUUUGGAUCGAUAUUCGCACCUUUGUUACCGCAGUCCUCUUGGCUCUACAAUCCUUUAUAUCACACGCAGCAGUACAUCUUGGAACCGGAUUGGCACGCUCUGGCCUUAAGAAUGGCACAGCAGCGACUACAAAGGCCGGAUCAGGCCCGGCUCGAGGAACUCAGAAAGCUACGAAGCAGCAGUGACAGUCCUGAGAGCAGUACGAAGGAUGAGGAGCGGAGGGGAGACGAUCAAGGCGCUUUGCGUAGAUCCGGAUUGGAUAGUCCUGACGAUAGCAUCGAAGUGGAUGAUAGAAACGAUCAAGAGCUGAACAGAGACCGCGUUAGAAGCGACGAGUCUAUACCCGAGCAAGAUUCCCCGAGAAUUUCGCCGAUUAGAAGCGACCUGGAAGACGCCGCAUCCACUGACGCCACCUUCCAAGAAGCGUCGAUUCGUCUACGGCAGAGCAUAGAGAAUCUGAACGACUCGGAUCUGCCGAUCGAUCAGGAUCAGAUCGCCCGUCGCGGCGACCUCACCGUGAAGAUACGUUUAGAAGGCACGGUCGAUCUCAGCACGAAGAAGGGUCAGGAUAAGGAGAACGUUGGUCAGGAUCUGACGAUGCGAAGAAAGGAUGAUGGAAUAGACGUCGAGAGGGAAGCCAUUAGAUCACGAAGAGAGAGAAGUCCCAAGCCUAGACAGGUGUGGAGACCUUAUUAAAGCGAGUUCGCUCUGUGAACAUCCAUUCACCGCGACGAUUUUGACGAAUUUGACGAUUAGAAUGAAAAAUUAACUAUGUUGUCGAGGGCGUAUGGAUUCAACUAAAUAUGAUCUAGACAAAUUUUAUCGUGUGUUCUUUAAAAAAAAAAAAAAAAAUGUUUUUGCUAAAACAAAUCAGCGGAUGUUGAUUAAUCUCGUCUUAAUUCGAAACUAAUUACAAAGGCAGAGCUUGCACGAUGUUAUAGAUUAAUUUAGCAACGCUAAGCGAUGUAUCAUCAUCGUCAAGUUGUUCAGAAAUAAACAGUACAUGCCGGUUGGCAUGCUCGAACGUCUCGCGCAAUGUAACGCGGUAAUCGUCUGCUUGGAAAUUAAUUAUCAAAAGUUUCGGACGAACGUUUUUGUCGGGAUUACUUAUCUAUCCUUAUACCCGUUGCGGUAUCGUCUAAGAACUGUCAUGGACUCGAGGACUAACCAGGGUUUACGUUCACGUAUAGUACAUGUACAUAUAUAAUAACGUCCGAUUAUUAUCUAGGUUAAUGUUUCAAGUACACGUUAAGCCACUACCCUCUCGUCAUUCCGAUUAAAAAUACUUGAAUUUCCUAAAUGUCUCGGCUACACGAGUAUGCUAUUGUGACUCGCGCGAUGCGCCCUUAAAUAUUUUAAUCCUGAAGAACAAGUUUCUUCAAUCAAGAUGUAUUUCUUAUUCGCGCUUCAAUUUUUUAUUCUCUCAAAAUGCUGUAUUGUCGAUAAUUUAGAAAAAAAGAAACUCUGUAAAGAAAAUACUCGUGUGGCAGAUGACAUUUGGUUUCCCGGUGCAAGCGAAAUUACGAGUAGCUUACGUUGUAAAUAUCACCAUUCUAAAAACUUCAAAUCCUGGCCGAGUCACAUUUUUCGUCAAGCCGUUGCCUCGCUUUCAUGUGGCAAUGCCGUUGUUGCUCGAGGCAAAUAUUGAUAUAACCGUGGAAAAAUCUCAUUGUAUAAUUAUCGUCCACGAGUCGUCUUGAUGACACUGUAUGUAUG
Molecule: messenger RNA, 4257 nt
Organism: Linepithema humile (Argentine ant)
Lineage: Eukaryota; Metazoa; Arthropoda; Insecta; Hymenoptera; Formicidae
Product: Runt related B
Biological process (GO): regulation of DNA-templated transcription
Cellular component (GO): nucleus
Molecular function (GO): DNA-binding transcription factor activity, RNA polymerase II-specific; RNA polymerase II cis-regulatory region sequence-specific DNA binding; ATP binding
Source: RefSeq, a predicted model, not a curated record